AUGUAUCUAGUCAUUGCUUCAUGGCUUGGGUUUCCAGAAAUAGUUACUCUCCUUCUCAAAAACGGAGCCAACAUCAAUGAGGCCGAUGAUCACGUUGGAGCGCCACUCCAAGCUGCGGCGGCAAAGGGCCACUCUCAAAUUGUCUCACUUCUACUGGAAAAGGGUGCAGAUAUCAAUCAACAAAGUGACCCCUAUGGAACCGUCCUUACUGCGGCCUCCUGGCACAACCACAUCGAAAAUCUGAGUGCCUUGUUCUGGGGCCCGCUCGCCGCCGCUGCAAAAAGAGGGAACUUGGAAGUGGUCAAGUUGAUAUAA
Molecule: messenger RNA, 315 nt
Organism: Penicillium samsonianum
Lineage: Eukaryota; Fungi; Ascomycota; Eurotiomycetes; Eurotiales; Aspergillaceae
Product: ankyrin repeat domain-containing protein
Exons: 2
Coding region: 1-315 (104 amino acids)
Molecular function (GO): protein binding
Source: RefSeq, a predicted model, not a curated record